AUGACAGUCUCUGCACAAAACUCCCCCUACAAGGUCCUCGUCAUCGGCGGUUCCUAUGCUGGCAUCUCCGCCGCCCUCAACCUGAUCGAUCUCUGCACGGGCAAGACCCCAAGAUGUGGUGCAAGAGUUGACGAUUCUGAGGACUCCAAAAUCCCCAUUGAUGUUGAUAUCACCAUCGUUGACGAGCGGGAUGGAUUCUUCCACAUAAUAGGCUCCCCUCUCGCUUUCGCAUCUAAGAGCUAUGCCGAAAAGGCUUGGAUCAAAUACUCGGACGUUGCAGCACUGCAACGGCCAAACAUCCACAUCAUCCAAGGCACAGCAAAGACGGUGGACCCAACCACCAAGACCGCAAUCAUCAGCCGGACCGACCCAGAAGCAGUAACGCAGACCACCUCGGAUGAACUCAUCCCCUACGACUUCCUCGUCGCGGCCUCUGGUCUCCGCCGCGUGUGGCCCGUCGUGCCGCAGUCCACCCGCCGCAAGCAGUACCUCCUCGAGACGGGGUCGCACGUGCAGGCCGUGUCGGGCGCGCGUCACGGAGUCCUCGUGGUCGGCGGCGGCGCCGUCGGCAUCGAGAUGGCCGCAGAGCUCAAGCUCGUCCAGCCGCACGUCAGGGUGACGCUCGCACACUCCAGGGACAAGCUGCUGUCGUCCGAGGCCCUGUCGGACGAGUGCAAGGACGUCGCCCUGGACUUGCUCCGUGAGGCCGGCGUCGAGGUUUUGAUGGGCCACCGGAUCGCGGAGCAGGUCGAGGUGACGACUGAGGAUGGCGGCAGAGCGGUCGAGGCGAGGUUCGAGAAUGGCCACAGGCUUGUUGUUGAUAAUGUCAUCAUGGCCAUCUCCAAGAGCGUGCCGACGUCGAGUUACUUGCCUGCGGAGGCGUUGGAUGUUGAGGGUUAUGUGAAGAUCCAGCCCACCCUAGCUUUCCCACCAUCGAUUCCCAAUGCGGAAUACCACUAUGCGCCCGGCGAUCUGGCUCUCUGGUCCGGCAUCAAGCGCUGCGGCGCCGCAAUGCACAUGGGAUUCUGCAGCGCCACAAACAUCCACCAGCUGAUCCUGCAGGAAAUGAGCGCAGGACAGCACGUUCCCAAGCCUAUUCGGUUGAGCGAGUUCCCGCCCAUGAUCGGGUUGGCGGUUGGCAAAAAGGCAGUGUCUUACAGCCCAGACGCAGGGACGAAUUCGGGAGAGGAUGUGGCCGAGAUGUUUUUUGGUAAUGAUUUAGGGUUUUCGAUUUGCUGGAAUUACCUGAGGCUUGGGGGAGACAAGGAGACGGACAAGAUCUAG
Messenger RNA from Pyricularia grisea, 1284 nucleotides. RefSeq lists its product as uncharacterized. Gene Ontology annotation, molecular function: flavin adenine dinucleotide binding; electron-transferring-flavoprotein dehydrogenase activity. The record is from RefSeq and is a predicted model, not a curated record. NCBI's taxonomy places the organism in Eukaryota, Fungi, Ascomycota, Sordariomycetes, Magnaporthales, Pyriculariaceae. The coding region runs from base 1 to 1284 and encodes 427 amino acids. The transcript is spliced from 4 exons. Gene Ontology annotation, cellular component: cytoplasm.